Cladophialophora bantiana CBS 173.52 is the source of this 3921-nucleotide messenger RNA. RefSeq lists its product as uncharacterized. The record is from RefSeq and is a predicted model, not a curated record. The transcript has 5 exons. NCBI's taxonomy places the organism in Eukaryota, Fungi, Ascomycota, Eurotiomycetes, Chaetothyriales, Herpotrichiellaceae. The coding region runs from base 1 to 3921 and encodes 1306 amino acids.
AUGAAUUCGAAGGUUCUAAUCGGCAUCGCCUUUGCCUUGCGUCUUUUCGUAUCUGUCUCCUGCUAUGGCACGACAAUCUCCAUUGGGAUCAGCUCCUGUCCUGCAAUAUAUACGAACUCAAGCACCAGCAGCGGCGCAUCGACUACCCCUACUAUAAUCCCUGGAGUGCGGGUUUAUCUCACAUUUGCCUUGGGUGGCUUCACCGAAUACCUCACUGCCGAUGGAACGAUCACCAAUGACGCGCAGCAUGCCGCAGCAUUCGCUGUUACACCUUUUGGCCAGUUGAUGAGCGGAGGUAAUUAUGUAUCGACCUCUGGAGACGUGUCAUCGCAGCCAUUCGCAGCUUCGCCAGAGACACCAGUCAUGAAGAGGCUGCCUCGGAUUUUCACACUGUUCUCCAUAUUAGAGAAUGACAUUCUUGUCUGGAAGAACGAUGCGUUCGUUGGUGGACAGGCUAUCUUCUGCCUCUCUGGCUCGACGCUUGUCAUCGUGUUCAAUGGAGUGCUGCCACAGGGCUGUAUCAGAGUACAAAUCGGCGUCAUUCCUACGGGAAAUGUCAUUCCAUCUUCGACCUCGUCAACCACUCUCUUGCCCCAGUCAAGCAUGACCACGACCUCGGAUAUGUCAACACCGAUGCAGCCACCACGAAGCAGUUCGGUGUCAACUUCUGCCAGUGUUGUUUCCAUGUCCACGACCGCCUCGUUCUCAGAGUCUUCCGUUUCUACUUCAGGCACAUCCAUGUCAUCUCCCUCGCCGACCGAUGUAACAAGCCCGUCGUCCAUGCCUGAAUCUUCCUCAAGUCCGGUGACAUCUUCAACAACGCUUGCCGCAUAUCCAGCUCCGACAACGACCGGUUCACCGAACUGCUAUGACCGCUCGCCGUUUGACGGCACUGUUAACAAUGAUUAUCUGAUUUUGUGCGAUACCGACCUUUCCGGAUUUGAUCUUGAUGUAGUUGCAGCAUCUGAUAUCGCUGAAUGUAUUGAUGCAUGCAGCUCAUACGUUCCUGGAUCCCAGGGACCUUGUGUUGCGGUCGAGUUUGAUAUUCUUGCCAAUACGAAUCCAUGCCAUCUCAAAUUCGACAUUGGCACCGUCAAUAGAGGAGCCAAUUCAUUUGCACAAGCUGCGAUAGUUGUCAACCAGCCAUACUCUCCCAACAUUGUCUUUUCCGAUCCUGGCGUUUCUAGCAGCCAAACGAGCGAAACCGAAUCGUCAACAUUUGUGUCUGGAAUCUCCACAACAACAGAUGUUGUAUCUACCCUGACCACCUCGUCGUCAAUUCCGUCCGUCGGUCCGAGUACUUCUACUUACGCUUCGCCUACCUCAGGUAUGCAGCAGCAUCCCCCGUCCACCGCCCCUAGUAGCAGCCCGUUGUCUAUGUCAUCCACAGUUGGAGGAACAAGCAGCGAGGCAGGCCCUGGCUCUGGUCCUGCUAGUUCGUCUGGGCCAAACUCGGCCUCGACUGGCCAACAACAAUCCAGCACGAUGACAACCUCAAGAAGUCCUUCGAGUUCUUCUUCUAGCGUAACCACUGUCGGCUCUUCACUUGGUUCACGUUCGCCCACCUCACCAUCAAUGUCUGUUAGUAGCAGCAGUGUAUCCACGUCGCAGCCCGCAUCCUCAGGCCCAGCUACGACCAGUCAACCAACCUCACAGUCAAGCCUGUCGCUUACGAGCACAUCGUUAGUCACUACUUCGCGGAGUCCCAGCGCAAGCACGACUGUCCCUCUUACAUCAACAACCACAACUUCCUAUUGUUCGGCUACUCCAACAACGACCAACCUUUGCUCCACCUACAACCACCAAGCGCUCAAUGUCAACAGCGACGGCUACUGCUACGAGGUCGAGUGUGCGACAUCACUGCAGGGAGCUGUCCUAACUGGGAACUCUACAACGGCCACUUCGCUCAAAAGUUGUGUGGGCUACUGCACGAACUAUAACGUUGCACUGCCGUUUGGAUGUGUGGGUGUUAGCUAUCUUGGUUCAUCAAGUGGAAACGGGCCCAACUGCCUUCUUCUAUCUAGUGUAACUGGGACGGUCUUCAAUGCAAAUGUCGACAGUGCUCGCCUGCUUUACGCUGGAUAUGCCUCGAUCACCGACCCUAUCUUCACGCCUACGAGCACCACAACACAGUUUCCAGCGUCUUCACUCUCGUCAACGUUUGCUACAUCAUCAUCCAUAACCACAUCGACAACAUCAUAUUUCCCUACUAGUUGCGCGGCAGCUCCAACUGGUUCAGCAUCGGCGUGCCCAGGCAAUUCUCCCACUUGCUACUCCUACAACUUCCUCGGCAACAAUGCCAACUUUGAGAUAGAAUGCGCCACGGCCUUUACCGGUUCAUCGUCGCAACCGCUGUUGACAUUCGAUUUGACAGACUGCAUCAACCAGUGUCAAUAUGCAAACGCUAUUAGAGUGAAUAGUUGUCUUGGAGUGACAUUCAUGGUGACAGACGUGAGUCAAGGGUCGAUUAACAAUUGCUUCCCUUACUCCACUUUGACUUGUGCUACUCGGGGCAAUGCUACCUUCAAUAGCGCUCGGAUGCUCUAUGCCGGGUAUUCCCAAAUGACUGAUUAUAAUGAUCCGAGUUUCGUGUGUGCUGGUUCUGGGGGAACGACGUCUACUACGGCCCCGACGUCUUCAUCCGGCGCAAGUACUUUGAGAGCGUCAACAACGAGUGUCACACAAGCAGCGACCACGGCUUCCACGGCUUCAACUACGGAUCUUGCUCAGGCUACUUCCACCAACUUCCCACUCGCUUACCCUCAGGACCCAGUCUGCAACGGUAACCUCAUGUCAACAUACGAGGGUGGGCAACUGUCGGUGAAUCCAGCAACAGGUCGCUAUUACGAUAUCGAGUGUGCGGCCGAUUACACCAACCCAGGCAAUAACCCUUUUGGAGCCACGACGCAGCCAACAUACGAUAGCUGCGCGAAUCAAUGUGACAUUGCAGCAGGGCAGAGCACUCCCUGCUACGCAUUUUCGUGGACGGCCAGCUCUGGGCUGUGCACCUUAUUCGGCCGAGUCAGCAACGGCGUCCAACUUACAACCAACAUGACCAACGCGGCAGGAAUCCAUUCCGGACGGUGGCUGUCCAUAACAGUAGGCAGCACAACGACAUCUCAACCCCUCCAACUGUAUCUCGCAAGGCCUAUUCCCUUCCCUGUGGGACCGCUCGCCGCAAAUUCUCAAACCACCCGCAAUUACCCGGGCGGCACCAACACAUAUUACAACGGCUGGUCCGACACCGCGCACGCCACCGUCUUAGAUCUUUCGUCACAGUAUGGGAUUCAAUGGAGGAUCUUCGACCAUGUACAGUCGACGUUGUGGGUUACUGCCAACUUCUGGUUCACGAACACCCCCUUGGGGGUCACCGCUGUGACGCAAAACCAAUGGAGCACCAACUCGCGAAACAGCGAUACUACGCCCCUCUCAUUCCCAGCCAGCAAUCUGCCCGGAUACACGCUCGCGCCGUUCUGGACGUACGGGCAUAUUCUUGGGGCCUCACAGCAGGGCAUAUACUACCAAGUCGACCUCAUCUCGGCUGGCCGCUAUGGCAUCUCGAUUGAAUGGUUCUUCAGCCACUACGGCCAGGACAACAACGUCUUCCACGCCGUCAUGACCUACGAUACAGGCGCUCCGGGAGUGUGGAGUACGUACUUUUUCCUGGCAGGUGCGUCCUCGGGCCAGUACGAGGACCAGGGUCUUCGACAAACCGUCGGCGGUCAGGGUGACCUGAACAGUGCCACACAGUAUUUCACCUACUGCGCCGGACAGCAGGGCUGCGUCACGCCCGGGGCGAAGAUGACCAUGGACACGACAAAAGUCGACGUCUCUCAGGUCAUGAAUUACACUGCGGGCCUGUUCAACCCCGCCAAUUAUGGCAUGGGCACUUGGACGUGGCAAACCAAGCCGUGUUGCUGA